Molecule: messenger RNA, 1798 nt
Organism: Erinaceus europaeus (western European hedgehog)
Lineage: Eukaryota; Metazoa; Chordata; Mammalia; Eulipotyphla; Erinaceidae
Gene: SLA2
Product: Src like adaptor 2
Exons: 8
Coding region: 663-1478 (271 amino acids)
Molecular function (GO): protein binding
Source: RefSeq, a predicted model, not a curated record
AAUUUUUAAAAUUCAGGUUCCUGACGGCCUCUGGUGGCUUGAAUUCAGACAUAGAAGGAGCCCAGAAUCAGACUGACAAGACCCACAAAUGAUGAGUAUCAGGAGGCGAGUAGGACAUCUACUGCUCCACUUAGGUGUUUUCUGUUUUCCUCAGGCUGGGAAAGCCAGAGAAAAACCUCUCCCUCCAGGGUCAUGAUGAGGCAGCCUCUUCUCCCCCGAGAAACAGGAACUUGGGGAAGGUGGCUCCUCGAUGUUCUGUGAUGCUGUCAGAGGAAGCGGGUGGUUGUGAGAACCACAGAGCCUACAGAUGUGAGCCGGAGCCCCAAGGACCCUGUGACAGAGCUCAGAGUCCUGGUUCUUCAGACCUUAGUAGGACGGUCCAGUAGACUGGCUAAGGAGCAUGGGGCUCCUGCCCUCUCCCGCUUACACAAACUGCUGAGCACAGGCAGAUGCAGAGCUGCCCAAAGCACUACGGAGAACCUCUCCCUAGAGAUUCUCACAGACCAAGAAGCUUCUGGUAGCAGACUCCUAGAAGACCCCUCCACAGCCCUAACCUCUCUGGCCAGAGCAUGCACCUUCACAGAAUCUUUGCCCCAGGCCUCCUCUGAUGUCAGGAAACUAUUGCCUUGGUGAUGUGCUUCUGAGAGAUCUGCUGAGGAGCAAUGGGAAGUCAACCCAGCAGAGGGAAAAAGCUGCCAAGCCCAAGCCCUGCCUUCUUAAUGCAAGGCCAGAGCCCUGUGUCGGUACAAGCAGAGAAGAACAAGACCAAAGCAGUGGCCUUGGGCAAUUUCCCAGUAGGAGAGCAAGGAGAGCUGUCACUGAAACUGGGAGAACCAUUGGCCAUCGUUUCUGAAGAUGGAGACUGGUGGACAGUGCUAUCUGAAAUAUCCGGCAGAGAGUACCACAUCCCCAGUGGCCAUGUGGCCAAAAUCUCCCAUGGAUGGCUGUAUGAGGGUCUGAGCCGGGAGAAAGCUGAGGAACUGCUGUUGCUGCCUGGAAACCUGGGAGGAGCCUUCCUCAUCAGAGAGAGCCAGACCAGGAAAGGCUGCUACUCUCUUUCUAUUCGACUCAGCCGCCCUACAUCCUGGGACCAAAUCAGACACUAUAGGAUCCAGCGCCUUGACAAUGGCUGGCUGUACAUCUCACCCCGCCUCACUUUUCCCUCACUCCAGGCCUUGGUGGAACAUUAUUCUGAGCUGGCGGAUGACAUAUGCUGCCCCCUCAAGGAGCCCUGUGCCCUACAGAAAGUUGGCUCACAACCUGGCAAGGCCAUACCCCUACCUGUGACUGUACAGACAACACCACUCAACUGGAAGGAGCUGGACAGCUCCCUCCUGUUCUCUGAAGCAUCUGCCACAGGGGACACUUCUCUCCUCAGUGAGGGGCUUCGGGAGGCCCUCACCUCCUACAUCAGCCUGACUCAUGAUAUCUCCUUGGAUGAUGUGAAGGCCCAAAGCAAAGGUCGAAAGGGAAACUAAGGCUGCAGCACCCAAGGCAAGAUUGUGCACUGAGUGAGAGCUAGAGUAUUCAGCAUCAUACCUGUAUCCCUGCUCCUUCCUCAGCCUUAAGAAGACACUGAACCAGAACUGAAGAAAAAGCACAGUAGUUUACACAACAGAAACAUGCCUAAGGCUCGGAGGUUACCAGGUUUAAUCCUCAGAAUCACCAUGGCUUAAAAAAAAAAGUUGCCUCCUUUCAGUGCAGUUACCCACUCUGCAAUCUCCAGUUCAUGUGUAAACUUGAAGAAAGCAGGGCCAAGACUCUGAAAAGAAACUAAACCUCUAAAGCCUAACAGUCA